Molecule: messenger RNA, 564 nt
Organism: Lethenteron reissneri (Far Eastern brook lamprey)
Lineage: Eukaryota; Metazoa; Chordata; Hyperoartia; Petromyzontiformes; Petromyzontidae
Gene: NDUFA5
Product: NADH:ubiquinone oxidoreductase subunit A5
Biological process (GO): respiratory electron transport chain
Cellular component (GO): respiratory chain complex I
Source: RefSeq, a predicted model, not a curated record
GGCGCUCCGUAGCCUGCGCUGACUCGACCAAUCAGAGCGCUGCUCUGCCAGACGAAGCUCCGCCCCCCCCUCUACCCCUAGGCAACAUGGCCGGUGCGCUCAAGAAGACGACUGGGCUAGUGGGACUUGCUGUCUCCAAGAACCCUCAUGAGCACCUGAACGCUCUUUACAUCAAGAUCAUCGGCGUGUUGCAGACGGUCCCAAAGGAUGCCGCGUACAGGAAAUACACGGAACAGAUCAUCAAUGAGCGCCAGCAUCACGUCCAGACGGAGCCCGAUAUUGAGAAGCUGGAGAAAAAGAUAAAUUGUGGACAGAUCGAAGAAGUGAUCCGACAGGCCGAGAAGGAGCUCUCCCUGGCGAGGAAGAUGCAGGAGUGGAAGCCUUGGGAACCACUCAUUGAGGAGCCACCUCCCAACCAGUGGAAGUGGCCCAUCUAAACCUCGCCCCAUCUGGUUCCGUCUGCAUCUCCUGUCCGAGCAAGACUGUGACCCGCGAUAUCAUUAACGUAAACGUGUAGCGCGCUUCUGGUUUGGUUAUUGACAAUAAAAGUCACCAAUCAAUGAA